Molecule: messenger RNA, 1034 nt
Organism: Rhopalosiphum padi (bird cherry-oat aphid)
Lineage: Eukaryota; Metazoa; Arthropoda; Insecta; Hemiptera; Aphididae
Gene: Sod1
Product: superoxide dismutase [Cu-Zn]
Exons: 4
Coding region: 321-779 (152 amino acids)
Biological process (GO): removal of superoxide radicals
Molecular function (GO): copper ion binding; superoxide dismutase activity
Source: RefSeq, a predicted model, not a curated record
GGAGAAUACAUAUUUCAUUAUUUGAAUUCUAUUAAUUUUGUAUUGGUAAUUUCGAUUCUUCCAUAGUUACAUUAACAAUUAUCGUAUAUUCUGUUUCCAUGUUUCAAGUCUUAUAAUUACAUACUCGAGGUCACGUAUUUAGUAACGUUGCAUGAUCUUAUAUAAUUUAUUAAUCAUUAUUCAUUAGGUCAUUAAUCAUUAUUAUAUUUAUAGACUAAAAUCACGUAAAAUUUACUUCUUAUUACAAAAUUACGAACGUUUUAACGCGUGAGUUAAAAAAUAUUUUGAAACGUACUUACUGAAAAAAGUAAUUUUUAAAAAUGGUUAAAGCAGUAUGUGUAUUAAAUGGUGAAAAUGUGAAGGGUACCAUUUUUUUCUCUCAAACUGAUGAGAAAUCUCCUGUUGAAGUAACUGGUGAAGUAACUGGACUAUCUAAAGGCCGCCAUGGAUUUCAUAUACAUGAAUUCGGCGACAACACUAAUGGUUGUAUGAGCUCUGGUCCACAUUUUAAUCCUUUUGGUAAAACCCAUGGAGCUCCAGAUGAUGAUGUGAGACAUGUUGGUGACUUAGGUAAUAUUGAAGCUCCUGGUUCAUCUGUGACAGAAGUAAAUUUCCAUGACUCAAUCAUAUCUCUUACAGGACCUCUCAAUAUUAUAGGUCGUACUUUAGUGGUACAUGCUGACCAAGAUGAUUUAGGUAAAGGAGGUCAUGAGUUAAGCGCUACUACAGGGAAUGCUGGAGCCAGAAUUGCUUGUGGAGUUAUUGGAAUCACCAAAUAAAUAAUAUCGGCUAUAGUAUAAAUUGUGUUUGUUAUUAAAUGGAUUUGUAGACAUAUUGUAGAAAACAAAUAUUUAUAUAUUUUUAUCAAUCAAAUACAUAAAUAAAAACAAAUUAGUAUACAUUUUAAUUUAUUAUUAAUAGUAAGUAGGUGAUUUGUUUUAUUUUUUUUACUGAAUUAACUUCUAAAAUAGAUUCCAAAAAUUGUUACUAAUAAAAAUUUUAAUUGUUUUCAAUAUAUAUUUUUGGUGUGGUUA